AUGCCUGAAAGGCCUCCACCACCGAUAGAAAGAUUUGACGGAACUUCAGACCCGGAACAUCACAUCAGAAAUUUCAUCGACUCUAUGGCCUUCUAUUCCAAAAGUGACCCGAUUAAAUGUAGGGCCUUCUCUCUAUCCUUGAAGGGAGAAGCGUUGGAGUGGUACUACACCCUCCCUCCUAAUACAGUGGACAACUUCCGCACCGUCAUCACCUUAUUCAGAAAACAAUAUGCAGCCAAUCGAAAAGAGGAAGUGACUGCCGCAGAACUUGUCAACCUUAAGCAAGAUAAGGACGAACCCCUCAGAUCGUUCAUGCAGAGAUACAACAAAGCAGCCAGGCGAGUGAAGGGCGUCAACCAGGCGUUCAUCAUCAGCAUUUUCCCUAAUUGCCUGAAACCGGGAUACGUCUCGGAACAUUUAUACGCUAAACUACCUAAUUCGAUGGAGGAACUCCAAGAAAGAAUGACCGAGUUCAUUCGGAUGGAGGAUCAACACCUGACGGAGACCCCCACAAGCGGGAACAAGAAAGAAAUAAGACAAGUUCGUGAAGGAGACCAAAGGCCUCUUAGAAGAGAUCUACCCGUACCCUUAGGCCCUCGGUACGAUCACUACGCACGCUUAAAUGCGCCACUGACAAAAGUGUUCAAGGAGGCUUUAAGCGCCGAACUUAUCAACGUAAGAAAGCGACCCACACCUCGGGCCACUAACGAAACUAAGGCCUGCCUAUUUCAUGCCAACCAUGGACAUGCUACUGAAGAUUGCACCACCCUAAGGGAUGAACUAGAAAGGCUCAUCCGAGCGGGAUAUCUCCGGCAAUUCGUAAAGAAGGGACCAAAAUCGCAUAAACGAUCUCCCAGAAGGGAAACAGUAUGA
Molecule: messenger RNA, 873 nt
Organism: Vigna radiata var. radiata (mung bean)
Lineage: Eukaryota; Viridiplantae; Streptophyta; Magnoliopsida; Fabales; Fabaceae
Exons: 1
Coding region: 1-873 (290 amino acids)
Source: RefSeq, a predicted model, not a curated record